This is a messenger RNA of Chenopodium quinoa (quinoa), 1209 nucleotides long. Its product is annotated as proliferating cell nuclear antigen. The transcript is spliced from 4 exons. Gene Ontology annotation, biological process: leading strand elongation; mismatch repair; regulation of DNA replication. Gene Ontology annotation, cellular component: PCNA complex. The record is from RefSeq and is a predicted model, not a curated record. The coding region runs from base 124 to 909 and encodes 261 amino acids. Gene Ontology annotation, molecular function: DNA binding; DNA polymerase processivity factor activity. Lineage: Eukaryota; Viridiplantae; Streptophyta; Magnoliopsida; Caryophyllales; Amaranthaceae.
UUCCACGGGUCCAGAACCGAACCCGAUCCGAAUCCACCCGACACUUCCUCUUCUUCUUCCCUCUUUCCCCUUUUUUCUCCCAUUUCAAACCCUAAUUUCACCUCAAACCCUAAAUCCCCUAAAAUGUUGGAAUUACGAUUAGUUCAAGGAAGUCUUCUGAAGAAGGUUAUUGAAUCGAUCAAAGAUUUGGUGACUGAUGCCAACUUUGAUUGUUCAGCGACUGGUUUCUCUCUCCAAGCUAUGGAUUCAAGCCAUGUCGCACUCGUCGCACUUUUGCUACGAGCUGAGGGUUUUGAGCAUUAUAGGUGCGACAGGAAUAUCUCAAUGGGGAUGAAUCUUACUAACAUGUCUAAAAUGCUUAAGUGUUCUGGAAAUGAUGAUAUUAUCACUAUUAAGGCUGAUGAUGGAAGUGAUACUGUUACUUUCAUGUUUGAAAGCCCCAACCAGGAUAAAAUAGCUGAUUUUGAGAUGAAGCUGAUGGACAUUGACAGCGAGCACCUUGGAAUUCCUGAAGCUGAAUACCAUGCCAUUGUAAGAAUGCCGUCUGCUGAAUUUGCCAGGAUUUGUAAAGAUUUGAGCAGUAUCGGUGACACAGUUGUAAUCUCUGUGACAAAAGAAGGUGUUAAAUUUUCCACAAGAGGUGACAUUGGAGCUGCAAACAUUGUCUGCAGACAGAACACAACAGUUGACAAGCCUGAAGAAGCCACAGUUAUAGAGAUGAACGAGCCUGUGAAUUUGACCUUUGCACUGCGGUACAUGAACUCUUUUACCAAGGCAACACCCCUCUCAAACACUGUCACACUCAGUUUGUCUUCGGAGCUUCCUGUUGUGGUUGAAUACAAGAUUGCAGAGAUGGGUUACAUUCGGUUCUACUUGGCCCCCAAGAUUGAAGAAGAUGAGAAUGAAUAAUGAAUUUAGAAUUUUUAGUCUUUUACCUGUUGCUUGUUGCUGCAAGGCUUGUCUUUAAUCUAGGUUAAUGUUUGAUUUUUACCAGGAUUUCUCAUGCAUUAUCUUGCGUGAAUUUGUUAAAGCUAUGAAGAUUCUACUAUGCUUCAUUGCUGUUAAUUACUUUCUCAAAUUUACGCAGUUAGAAUGCUUGUUGCUCAAUUCUGUUUAGGAAUCUCUAGUUUUACUUUUCCAUUUGUAGUGUAUGUAAUGAUUUUUUUUCUCAAAGCUCUAUAAUGUGUUACAAUACUCCCGUUAUUCCUA